AUGCCAACCCCAAACGCCUCCAGUUCUUCAGCCAAAGGCUUCCGGCGGGCAGUAUCGGAGCUGGACUCUAAACAAGCCGAGGCCAUCAUGGUAAGCAAAGAUUCUCCACAAUUCAUAGGUAGACGUCAGAGUCUUAUUGAAGAUGCCAGAAAGGAGAGAGAAGCUGCUGCAGCUGCUGCAGCUGAAGCUGCUGAACUGACUGAGACCAUUGUCUUUGAUGAGAAGGAUGGAAUAGCCCUGUUGCAUCUUCUGUUCACGCUUAAAGGAGGGAAGACUUCACUCCCAUCUCGUGCACUUAAAAUCUUUGAGACUUUUGAAGCCAAAAUUCAUCAUUUGGAAACAAGGCCCUGUAAGAAAGUACGAGAAGGUUCUCCUGACCUGGAAUACUUUGUGCGAUGUGAACUCCAUUGCUCUGCACUGAACACAUUCAUCAGUUCCCUUAAAAGAGUGUCAGAAGAUGUAAGGAGCACAAAAGAAGACAAGUUUCAUUGGUUUCCAAGGAAAAUUUCGGAGUUAGAUCUAUGCCACCAUUUAGUUACCAAAUUUGACCCUGAUUUGGAUCUGGAUCACCCAGGAUUCUCUGACCAAGUAUAUCGUGAGCGAAGAAAAAUGAUUGCAGAAAUUGCUUUUCACUAUAAGCAUGGAGACCCAAUUCCUCGAGUUGACUACACAGAAGAGGAGAUUAACACUUGGAGGGAAGUCUACAGUACUUUGAAGAGUCUUUAUCCCACUCAUGCCUGCAAAGAACACCUGGAUGCCUUUCAUUUACUGGAAAGGUACAGUGGCUAUAGUGAAAACAACAUUCCUCAGCUGGAGGAUGUCUCUUGUUUCCUGAAAGAGAGAACUGGGUUCCAACUCCGACCAGUAGCUGGCCUUCUCUCAGCUCGGGAUUUCUUAGCCAGUUUAGCCUUCAGAGUGUUUCAGUGUACACAGUACAUCCGCCAUGCUUCUUCUCCCAUGCACUCUCCAGAGCCGGACUGCUGUCAUGAACUUCUGGGACACGUACCAAUGUUGGCUGAUAAGACAUUUGCACAGUUCUCUCAGGACAUUGGUCUUGCAUCUUUGGGUGCAACUGAUGAGGAGAUCGAAAAACUUUCAACACUUUAUUGGUUCACAGUGGAAUUUGGGCUCUGCAAGCAAAAUGGAAUCAUUAAAGCCUAUGGAGCUGGCCUCCUCUCUUCCUAUGGAGAGCUCAUACACUCUUUGUCUGAUGAACCGGAACUAAGGGACUUUGACCCGGACAUGACAGCCAUGCAACCCUAUCAAGAUCAGACUUAUCAGCCUGUUUAUUUUGUAUCAGAGAGUUUUAAUGAUGCCAAAGCUAAACUCAGGGUCUAUGCAGCACAUAUCAAGCGACCUUUUUCUGUGAAAUAUGAUCCUUACACCUACAGUAUUGAGCUUUUGGACCACCCACAGAAGAUCUGCCACUCCCUGACAAAUGUGCGCGAUGAGCUCCACUCAUUAAUUGAUGCGCUCAAUAUUAUCAGCUAACACAAGAUUUGGACAAACCUUUCCCCCCCUCCAAGCCAAUGUCUUUUUCUGUACCUGCAAACUUGGUUUUCUGCCAUGGCUACUAAUUCACUGCACUGUUUGGGCCAACAACAUCACUAUGAUUUCUUUUAGGGUUUUGUGUUACUGUCUCUUGCCAUAAUAGUACCUAUGGUGUGAAUUGUGCCCCACAUGCCGUGGUAUGCAGGCAUUUUAGUGACAAGCUUGGUUGAAGAAAGUAAAGUAAAUGAAGUUUAGGAGCUUAAUCCUGAAUCCCUUGGGUAUUUUUUAAUUUAUUAAUAGCAAGGGAUCUGGAUUGGACAGAUGCUAUAAAAAAUAAUUGCACAGCACACUAGAAAUUCCUCUUUAAAGAAAAAGAAAAGCAAUGCAUUCCCAAAACAUUAAUUGUU
Pseudonaja textilis is the source of this 1898-nucleotide messenger RNA. NCBI's taxonomy places the organism in Eukaryota, Metazoa, Chordata, Lepidosauria, Squamata, Elapidae. The record is from RefSeq and is a predicted model, not a curated record.